Messenger RNA from Sipha flava (yellow sugarcane aphid), 567 nucleotides. RefSeq names its product histone-lysine N-methyltransferase SETMAR-like. The coding region runs from base 1 to 567 and encodes 188 amino acids. The transcript has a single exon. The record is from RefSeq and is a predicted model, not a curated record. Lineage: Eukaryota; Metazoa; Arthropoda; Insecta; Hemiptera; Aphididae.
AUGAUUGUGUUAACCUCGUCAGCGUCCGCCUCCUUAUCUGUCCAUGCUCAAUGUGAGCUUCGUACGAUAAUCCGUUUUUUUCAUUCGCGUGGCGAGACGCCUGCGGCCAUCCAUCGACAACUUUGUACCUCUUAUGGAUCGACGUCUAUGUCAAUUAAAAAUGUGAGGAAGUGGUACAGAGAAUUUUCAAAUGGGAGGACGAAUAUCCAUGAUAAAGCCAGAAGUGGAAGGCCAUCUGUUUCAGACAAUCUCCAAGAACAAGUUGAGUCUGAACUUCGUGAAGAUCGACGAGUGACUGUUCGAGAACUUGAAGAAAUGUUGCAGAUACCCAAGUCCUCGAUUCACAGAAUCAUAAGUGAUUUGGGAUACCGAAAGUGUAGUGCAAGAUGGUUGCCAAAGAUGCUUACAGAGGAUCACAAACGCCAACGCAUCGAAAGUUCCUGCGAGGUUUUGGAGCUGUACGCUGAAGAAGGAGCUGAACAGGGACCACCAUUAAUUCGGCAUCGUAUUGUGAAACGCUUGAAAAAUUGCGUAAAGCCAUUAAAAACCGACGACCUGGAAUGCUAA